This is a messenger RNA of Diversispora eburnea, 518 nucleotides long. The record is from the annotation of a GenBank genome assembly. NCBI's taxonomy places the organism in Eukaryota, Fungi, Glomeromycota, Glomeromycetes, Diversisporales, Diversisporaceae.
UUGUCUCUUUUGUAGCAGGAACAGCAGUAUUACGUCAAUAUGAUCUUGGUGAUCAAGUUGCAAGUGCAGGGUUAUGGAAAAUUUAUGGAGGAACGAAAAAGACCACAGGUCAAAAAGUAGCAGUAUUUAUGUUUGAGAAAAAAUUUAUAGACAAUACUUUACGAAAGGGAUAUGAAAAGAAAGAAAAUGAAAAAGUAUAUCAAGUUUUAAAGAGAGAGGUAAAUAUUUUACCAACAGAAAAUGAAAAUAUUUUAGUUGAAGCAGUAGAAGAAUCAAGAACAGUCAUUACAUUUGCCACAGAGCCAAUACUAGCAUCACUCUCUAAUCUAUUAAAUAAUCAUGACAAUUUAUCACCUGUUCCUGAUGAUAUCAAGAAUUUUGAAAUGGAUGAAUUAGAGAUUCAAAAAGGCUUAUUACAAGUUGGAAAAGGUUUACAGUUUUGUCAUAAUGAUGCUAAAAUUGUUCAUUCAAAUCUAGUUCCUGAAGCAAUAUUUGUAAAUGUUAAGACUGGAAAAUAG